CACACGCUUACAUAUGACAGUGCAACAUGGAGGAAAAUUUCUCAGUUUGCGAAUUCAAAUCAAGAGUUUACCGGAUGUGAAAAAAGCAUUUUCAAUAUUGUGAGAAGCAGUAAAGCAGUUUCUACAAAUAAAAAGUAUGAUGUGUAUUUCAAAAAAUUUAAAGAAUGGUGUAUUUCAUAUAAAGUUAUUCCGUUACCUGCAAGUGUAUCCUCCGUUGCAGUUUAUAUUAGUGGCCUUGUGCAGCGAUCCGUAUCUGAGUCUGUUUUAUUAGCUCAUUUUUAUAGCAUAAAGUGGUAUCAUGAUUUCAGUUUAGUGUGCAAUCCGUGUGAAGACAAGCUUUUUCAGAUGAUGAUUGAAGGAGCUAAGAGAAUUCUAAGUAAACCAGUUUUGAAAAAAGAGCCAAUUACAGCAGAUCAUUUACAGAAGAUAGUGGACAAAAUUGGUAGUGAUCGUGCUCAUUUACCGAAUGUUAGAAUUUGUGCUAUGAUGUUAGUUGGUUAUGCAGGAUUUUUACGCUACAGUGGGAUAGCAAAUUUAAAAAUGUGUAACAUAAAAUUUUUUGACACUUAUGUUUCCUUGAAUAUUGAAACUGGGAAAACUGAUGUAUAUAGAAGGGGUAAUAAUGUUAUAAUUUCUAAAACAAAUUUGCCUACCUGUCCAGUAGUUUGGUUAUUGACAUACAUUAAUUUAGCUAAAUUGGCUUUGGAUUCUAAUCAAUAUGUGUUUCGUUCUGUUAGAUUUUUUAAGUCAAUAAAUUCUUAUAAGUUAGCAGAGGUUAAUCGUCCGUUAUCUUAUACUAGAGCUAGGGAGUUACUUUUGGGCACAUUAACUGCGAUUGGUCUUGAUUGUAAACUUUUUUGUCUUCAUAGUUUGCGCAGCGGUGGUGCAACUGCUGCUGCAAGAAAUGACGUUUCUGAUCGUUUAAUUAAAGAGCAUGGAAGGUGGCGUACCGAUUUUGCUAAAGAUGGUUAUAUCAAAGAUUCUGUUAAAAAGCAACUAACGGUUUCGUCAAAUCUUGGUAUAUAACAGGUUAUAGAUAUUUAACAAUUUUGGUGAUAUUAUUCAGCUCAAUUAUACUAUGAAUUUGCUAUUUUUUCCCUUUGUCUCGAGGUUAUAGCGAGUAGCACACCUACUUUAUGUCGUUUGUUCUUUGUUAAGGCCAUAGAAUAUUAAUUACUUUAUAUUCGGACGAACGUAGUGAGGGAGAAUAUAAAUAAAAUUUAGUUCGUCGUACGUAAGUAGUUCAUGAAUAUUCAUGACAUGUGACCAUUUGUCCGCACUUAAAACCCGUGCGGUCAUCUUUCUGACCAUCGACUCUCGCUAUAGCCUAAAAGUAGACACGUGUA
Mytilus trossulus (common blue mussel) is the source of this 1346-nucleotide messenger RNA. RefSeq lists its product as uncharacterized. The record is from RefSeq and is a predicted model, not a curated record. The transcript has 2 exons. Lineage: Eukaryota; Metazoa; Mollusca; Bivalvia; Mytilida; Mytilidae. Gene Ontology annotation, molecular function: DNA binding. Bases 346 to 1026 code for a protein of 226 amino acids. Gene Ontology annotation, biological process: DNA recombination; DNA integration.